GUUGUCCUAUGCAGUGCCGCAUUGCUAGGCGAUGUUUUUCAAAGUUAUUCCGUUCAGAAGCUAAAAUUGGCUAAUUAUUCGAGGAAAACUUUAUAUAAAUUUUCUUUCUUUUCUAUAGCCGCUCUCACUGCAUUUAUUUGGUGCGUAAGGCAUGAAUAUUAUUCAUUAAAAGAAGAAAGAAAAGCUGACCACGACCGAUUUCCUCCUCAUUCGCAUGUUUUAAAAGAUUGGCAGAUUUUACUAUUAAAGAAGUUUCCAACAAGAGUUCUUUCCUCCUUAUGGGGGAGAAUCCACGAUUACGAGUUACCUGCAUUUCUUAGAAAGCCUAUUAUUGGAGCCUAUUGCUGGCUUUUUAACUGCAACAUGCAAGAAGCGCAGCGCCAGAAUUUUAAGGAUUAUAAAAGUCUAAACGAUUUUUUUACCCGCCAACUUUCUCCCUUGGCUAGACCAAUUGAAGAUUCUAUAAUUACCAGUCCAGCGGAUGGACGAGUUCUGUAUUUGGGUCCUGUUCCAAACGGAAGAGUGGAGGCUGUUAAGGGGAUUUCAUAUAGUAUUGAAAGAUUUCUGGGCGAAGUUCCUAUUCCAAGAGAGGGCUAUAGCUUGCAACAGAUAACAAUUUAUUUGUCCCCGAGCGAUUGUCAUCGAUUUCAUUCGCCCACCAAUUGGAACAUUCGGAAACGCGUGCAUUUCCCUGGGGAUUUGCUAUCAGUUGCUCCGCCCUUAACGCAUGUUAUUGAGGGCCUUUUUAACUAUAACGAGCGAGUGGCUCUGAGUGGCACGUGGAUCAACGGCUUUUUUAGCUUUAUUGCCAUUGGCGCUUUUAAUGUCGGGUCCAUUUGUUUCUAUUUCGAUUCGGAGCUGUCCACCAAUUGUAAAAAAGAUAGUAAAUUGCGGGAACGAAAGUUUAAACACUUUUCAGAUCCCUUAUUGGUUCCUAAGGGAGAAGAAAUUGGAUUAUUUAAAUUUGGAUCUUGCAUCGUUUUAAUAUUUGAAAUGCCCCAAAGUUUUAAAUUUCUUGUAGCUCCUGGCGACAAAGUUCGUAUUGGCCAAUCGCUUGUUAAAUAA
Molecule: messenger RNA, 1065 nt
Organism: Zophobas morio
Lineage: Eukaryota; Metazoa; Arthropoda; Insecta; Coleoptera; Tenebrionidae
Exons: 12
Coding region: 364-1065 (233 amino acids)
Biological process (GO): phosphatidylethanolamine biosynthetic process
Cellular component (GO): mitochondrion
Molecular function (GO): phosphatidylserine decarboxylase activity
Source: RefSeq, a predicted model, not a curated record